This is a messenger RNA of Malus domestica (apple), 1655 nucleotides long. NCBI's taxonomy places the organism in Eukaryota, Viridiplantae, Streptophyta, Magnoliopsida, Rosales, Rosaceae. The record is from RefSeq and is a predicted model, not a curated record.
AGAAGACCCUGAGUUUUCCUACUCUGCUAAUGAUGCCGGCGAUACUCCUCUUUACCUAGCUGUCGAGAGGGGAUACACUCAUUAUUGUCUUCAAAUACUUGAAGGUUGCAAAAAUCCAACUUAUGAAGGCCCAAAUGGUAGAACGGCUUUGCACGCUGCAGUUAUCCGCAAUGAUGAAGUAAUGACGAGAGCAUUACUAAAAUCGGAUAGAACUCUGGCAAAAGCAGCAGACGAACGAGGAUGCAUUCCGCUUCACAUGGCUGCAGAUUUUGGUUACUUUUCAAUGGUUAAUCAACUAUUGGAAUGUGAUAAAUCUACCGCCUACGUUGCUGAUAAUGAUGGGCGCACAGCUCUUCACUUUGCAGCGUCCGACGGCCAUCUAGAUAUAAUGAAAGAGCUUCUUACUCAUUGCCCCGAUUGUUGUGAACUGGUCGACAACAAAUGUCAAAAUGUGCUUCACUAUGCCAUAAAGAGCCAUCAAGAGGACGUAGUUUAUUUUGUGUUAACGGAUCUGUGGCUUAGCAACAUACUCUUAAAUGACAAGGAUGCUCAUGGCAAUGCACCUAUCCAUUACCUUGCUCAGUAUCCCUUCCCCUGGAAGAAUGAUAUUAUACUUGAUGCGAAAAUUGAUAUAAUGUCAUUCAACAAGAAAAACUUAAACGCUUUCGACAACAUUCUAGCUAAUGAGGACAACAUAAGUGACGCACUUGAUCUGACUUCAUCCUUAGAUUUGUCUGUGAAGAUAACAUUAAUCUUUUAUGUCUUGCAGGAAGAUUUAAAAAAACUUUUGCAAGUAAGGGGUGGUGGACCAGGUUACAGAAUUAAAAGCCACAACGCUGAUGGCAAUGAAGUGGAGGAGGAACACCAAGGUGGCAAAGACACUGGAGUAGGAAUAACGAAAGCAAGAGAAACCCAUCUGGUGGUGGCUACACUGAUAGCAACCGUAACCUUUGCUGCGAGUUUUACCAUGCCCGGUGGUUACCAAAGCGGAGGAGGAUCGGACCAGGGUUCCCCAAUUCUAUCAAAAAACACAGCGUUCAAAGCAUUUGUUAUAACAGAUACACUAGCCAUGGCCCUGUCUAGUUGUUCUGUCCUGGUGCUCCUGUAUUCCUCCAUUCACACAAAAGGAAAGUACAUGACCCAAAUCUCUGAGACGUUUCAAAUGGUAGUAACUUUGACAAUGUUGGCUUUGAUUGCAAUGGUGAUUGCAUUCGUUACUGGCACAUACGCAGUACUUGGUGGUCAUUCUCCGGGAUUAGCCAUUGCAGUUCUUGUGCUUGGUUGCUUUUUCUUCUAUUUCUUUGCACAUUCCAUUCUUUCUUUAGAAAGAAAAAUACUAAAGGCCCCGCAUUUCCUGCACCAUUUGUAUUCAGGCAUUGUAUUGCUAAUAAGUAACUCAUGUAUUUCGCUGCUUAACUCGAUGCUCUUGAGGGGAACAUACAGGCCUCGGCCGACCGAGUAGCUGUUGGAGCCUAAAUCGUUUCUGGUAACUGGAAUUCGAAACAACAGAAGUAGCAGAAGCAGCAACAAGUUUACUUUAGUUUUAAAGUUUAGUAGUAAUCAAGUGACAAGUGUACUGUCCAGAUUAAAUUUGCAAAUGGUGUUAGGUUAAUUGUUUGUCUUCUAGCUCCAUUGUAGAUAAGUUUGUGAGUUGG